CUCGGCCAACGCGCGUGAAGCAAGCAAACAUGGCAGCUGCUAGCAACCCAGACGACUUUUCAGCGUCUAUCGCGCGUAUUUUGAAUGAAAAACACUGCCGCGAACACUUGGAGGCUCUCCAAACAUUUACGGCCGCGUUGCGGGACCAUACAUACAGGGAUGUUGUGGACAGAGAGUGUUUCUCCACUCUUCUGAAACUCUUAUCCCAACUAAGCGACGAGCUCAAAACUGCCAGCGGCGCCCAUCAGGACCUGAAAUCCGCCGCUUUACACCUGCAGCUCACCACCGAGUGCUUCCGGGCUUUGAGGAACUCUUGCGUGCAAAGUGCUCGCAACCAGAGCCUCGUCAGGGAACUUGGUUUUGUUGAUGUUUCCAUUCAACUCCUGAGAUUCCUUCACGCAAAUUCAAAGAGCGGGCUUGGCAUUUUUGAGUCUUUGCGUUGUGCGAUCCAGUUUCUUGGCAAUCUAUCCGUGGGGAACCAAAAGUGCAAAGAUGACAUUUGGCGGCUGAGUUUUCCAGGACUGCUCUUGCAGCUGCUCAACAUGGACGACGAGAAGACGGUGAGCUACACCUCCAUGGUGCUCCACACGUGCCUGGAUGGAAGCAAAGUGGAAGAAGUGGCCGAGCUGCGGAACAUCCAGCUGGCGCUCAGGGUGAUGGCACUCUGCCAAACCCAGCCCGAGCUGGACUGGACUGUCCUCAUUGCAACUCAGCAUUUUCUCAAGUCUUCAGCUCUGGUUGAAAACAUGUACUUUGCAAUGUCUCCCUGUGAAAGGCUGACCCUCUUAGAGCUGAUCUCUGCCCAGCUCAGUGGCGGCGAGUCGCAGGAUAGCGGCAUCCCGCCCGGCGUGGCCCGUUUCCUCGCCUCCUCCUUCCAGAAAGGUUGCGGAGCAGUGCUGAGCCUGGCCACCGGCUCUGCCUCCAGUGAUGAGGUUCUGCAGGAGGCGCUGACGGUGAUCGGUCUGCUGGACGUGCUGUGUGAAAUGACGUCACACCAAGGGCAGUUCAUGUUCCUCCAGGACCAUCCGGACCUCCUGGUGACCACCGUAGAGCUCCUGAAGGAGGUUCACACCAUCGGAAAGAGCAGCGAGAACAUCUUCAGCUCAGCUCAGAAUUUUGACUCCCUCGUCGACGCAGAGACGGACCCGUCGGGCCAGUCGCCCGUCGUUAGCUUCAAGGCUCACCUCAUCAGGCUUGUGGCGAACUUGUGCUAUACGCACGCCAACAACCAGAAUAAGGUGAGAGAACUGGAAGGCAUCCCCCUCAUUCUGGACAACUGCAGAAUCGACAGCAACAACCCCUUCAUCAGCCAAUGGUCAAUUUUGGCCAUUCGGAACCUCUUCGAUCGCAACCCGAAGAACCAGGAGCUGCUGGCCUCUCUGGAGCGGCGCGGCGACGCCGACUACUCUGCGCUCAGGGACUUGGGCUUUAGUGUGGAGGAGCGAGACGGCAGCUUGUUGCUCAGACCCACCAGGAAGGAUGCGUGAGGUUCCCAAGGGUGGGGCACAGGAUCUCUUGUUCCGCACCGGCUCGUGAGGGAACUUUACAUCUCCCCCGUCCUAAAAGGAGGUCCAAAAAAAAAUGUGCAAAAUCUUUGAAUAAAUACUUUGAAUGACCUCGCCCCCCCCCUACGUUCUACUUGCAGGUAAAAACUUCAGCGUUCUCGCUGCAGGUGUUGCAGCGGACCACGCAGCACCAGUGGAACUUGCAGUUGCACUGCCAGACCCGCGUGUAACGGUGCGUGUCGUGACCCCGGCCGCAGCACAUCACGUUGCAGCCGUCCGUGUGCGCCGACGUUCCGUUGCAGAGUCGACCCCUGGUCCCCGUGCUGCCCGUGACCUUGUCCUCCUCGCAGUAGUUGGGCGAGUGCUCCAGGUACACCAGGUCGGUGUCGGUGGGCUUCUGGUAGGCCCGGCCUUCUUUGAGCCGCAGAAAGGAAGGCUGCCGGAGGCGGGAGGCCUGGACCGGCUCCACUUGAACCGCCGCGCCGUAGCGUUCCUUGAGCAGGUAACCGAUCUCACGGAAUUGGGGUAGCGUGAUCCAGCAGGUCUUGGUGGUGCAGGAACCCGAAACGCCGUGACACUUGCACUCCAGCUUCAUACGCUCUUCCAGGAUCUGCGCACAAACACGCCCGCUUAGUGUCGGGGACCUUUGAAACGGAGCCUUGACUCCUCGGGACUUGGACUCGAGUUGCCUAGUGUGACUUGACCAAAACUCUAAACUUGAUUUAAGUGUGCGCAUACGUACGGGUGAUAAAUAGGACCCGCCCCUCUUGACGGAAAAUAGUCAUGUGACCGCGCAAAUUGACGUGUGGAGAAAACAUUCCCGAAAAUGGAAUCGGAUGGACUCCGCCGCCGGUUACCUUCCGUCCCGCCUCGUUGUUGUGCAGGUUCAUCAGGCGCCGGGCGUUUUUCUUGAUCUCGCGGGCGUCCACGAAGCGGCGCGAGAACUCCACGCCGUACUUGACGUCGGCCGAGCAGCCGCCCCACUUCCAGCCCUCCUCGCGGUCGUGGUAGCCCUGCUUCUGGCGGUCGCAGCCGCACUGGCUGAGGUUGCCUCGGCUGCACGCCGCCGUCACCGCGUGUGCCACGCCGGCGGCCGUGAUGGCAUACGUGAAGGCCGCCUCGCGGCUACCUGAAGAGACGUACGAGAAAAAUGUUAUGACGUGAAUUGACCACUGGGAAUGAAUUCAUCGGUUUUGCGAGAAACAAAUGUUAGAAUCGAGCUUGUCGCUCAUCGCUCAAUGCCACCGAGUUUUUUUUUUUUUUUUUUUUUUACCCAAACAGGCCACCUCUGAUGCUACGUUGUCGGUGUGAGCUAGCUGUGGACAGCGGUUGUCUCACGUCCCACAUGGCUUCCAUUAGAAGACGUCAUCUGGUUUGCAGCAGCAGACUCCGCACGCGGCAAUGAAGGUAUUUAAUUGCCCGCGAUGCCGUAGGGCCACCGUAACGCCGUCAUCAUACCAUCACGGAGGGCCGACUUUUUCUGCCUUUUUUUUUUUUUUUAUAUCAGGAAGCAUCUGGAUGGUCCUUUUGCCUCUUUAGCCAACGGGGACGAUGAAAAGCCACGAUUUCCAAAACCAAUUUUUUGAAACACGGACUCGUAUGACCACAACGGACUUUUCCACUUUGCGUCAUCUCAGGCAGAGCCCGAGCCCAGAACUUGCUUCUGGAUUUUUUUUUUGAUAUAUGGUUUUCCCGUUGCAAGGCUUAGUCUUACUCUUAUUUUUUUUUUUUUUUUGGUGAAUGCGGUGACAAAUCGCAUUUCCUUGAAACGGUCCUUCCAAGCCCAAGUAGCAAUAUCCUUUAUGGACUCGUGUCAGUUUUUAAAUGCGUGGAUGCAAGGUCGUUCGAGAUCUCGCUUUCUCCCUCGAUUUCUACGCAUUCUGCAGAUAUUUCAUGGAUAUUAUGGUUUGUCGAGGAUGGAAUCCCCUCAUAAUAAAUUCCUGACAAUUAUUUCUGGAGAAAUGUUGUUCUUAGACGCUCGGGCGGCCCCUUAGCCCCACACGCUGUAGCGCCGAGCCUUUCAAGGAUUCCCCUCGGGAUGCAAUUAUCAGCCCCCCCUAUCGUCUAUUAACAACUACUUGUCGAAUCUCGCAAUCAUUCCUCGCGCGCUUUCUGAUCCCGAGGCCGAUGUCUUAGCCGCUAAUUUAUGUCAAGUUGUCCACGACUGCAGGCUGAAGUCAUCAGCAGUUAGUUCGCUUGUUGUCCAAACUGCAGGAAAACACAAGUGACAUCUACUGGCUGACCAGAAGAGGGGUUUUUUUUGGGGGGGGGGGGGUGUUUUACUGGAUAAGCCUUCCUGUUAUGUUUUAUGUGUUUGAUCAAUGGAAUUUCUCACACGGCUUAAAUGUCUUCCUGUGUCCGUCUUCGGCGUCCCACAUUGUUUUUGCAAGCGAUACGACGGCGUUGAAAAACUCCGUUGCCGAGCUUGAUUGACACAUGCCCAUUUCCGAGCAGUAUUUUUUUUUUUUCUUUUCCGCGUGUCGCCAUUUGAACUGGAGAAUAAACACCCUCGUAUUUUA
Molecule: messenger RNA, 4024 nt
Organism: Hippocampus zosterae (dwarf seahorse)
Lineage: Eukaryota; Metazoa; Chordata; Actinopteri; Syngnathiformes; Syngnathidae
Gene: atxn10
Product: ataxin 10
Exons: 12
Coding region: 30-1487 (485 amino acids)
Biological process (GO): neuron projection development
Cellular component (GO): cytosol
Source: RefSeq, a predicted model, not a curated record